UCAAUACUGAAAAGCGAAAGAUUAUAUAGUGGAAUUUCAGUUCGUUUUCAACAUUUUCGUAGUAUUUUGAAGUGAAAUCGUGAUUCAGCAUGAGCUAUGAUAUUCCUAUUACCUUCGACGACUUUCCGUUUUUUGGUUGGGGUGAAAUGCGCCGACCACAAGAGAGGUAUCAUCGAAGAGGCAAACGGGAGCCCAGUGUAUUCGGAGAUUGGGUAGAACCAGAGUUUUCCAGCGAGUAUCCUCGUAGAAAACAUCAUUUCAGUCCGAAUUACGGUGAAAGACAACGGGAAAAUAAAAUGCGAUCGGGCAGAGAUCACAUAUUUGAAGAUGAGGGGGAACAACAGGAGGAUAUCUAUGACAAUGAGGAACAAAGAAGAAUGAAAGGUAAAUUUGGUUAUGACGGCUGGGAUAUACCGGUACAAUAUGUGGAUAGACCUGGCAAGGUUCACCACAAACAUAAACACAAACACAAACCAAAAUCUGGCAAGAUUCAUCAGCACAUCAAUGAUAACUCAAAACCUGCUGAGUCUGUACAACCUCAGCAAAAAAUAAACCAAGGAGAGAAGAAACCUGAAGAGAUCCCAUCUGGAACACAAUGUAGCAAUGAAGAAAAUAAAACUGAAGUCGAAAAAACCACGAAAGAAGACCAGAAUAUGGAGCAACAAUCUAACAUCAGCUCUGACAAUGAAGGCCUCCCUAAUACAACUGAAACUUCUUCACAAACAUCAGAAUCAGGAAACAGUGAAAGCACAGAAAUACCUAUAACAUUCAGCAGACCUAAGAAGACUCAGAGAAGGCCUUCCAAGCGCCUGAGCCAAUGCGAUCCGCCCUCGCCUGCAGACAUAAAAAUUUCAAGGAUCAAAUCAAUUGUUGAAAAAACUGAAGGCAUGGAUCAGAAAAUUGCUGAGUUCAUUGACCCAGUUCAAAAUAAGAACUAUCUCUAUAUUAGUGAAACUCUGAUGAAGAUACUGCUGGACCUUGAUACUGUUGACUCGGAGGGUCUUGAUGUUGUCCGCAAGGCUCGAAAGGAAGGUGUACAAACUGUGCAGGCUUUGGUUACCAAGCUCGAGAAUAAAUUGGAAGAAAAUAAGAGAACUUAAGACAGUUAUAUCUAGAUUAAAAUAUUAAUUAUUUGUUAAUGAAUGUUUAUUGGUGCUUUUAUGCACUGAAUGCUGCUAAACAAUCAUUUUACUAUGGUUAAAUAUUAUUCAUGUUUAUGAUAAAAUAAGCUUUGUUAUGUUAUGAAACUAUUGACAAGAAACAUAAAGUA
This is a messenger RNA of Dendronephthya gigantea, 1270 nucleotides long. RefSeq names its product BAG family molecular chaperone regulator 3-like. Gene Ontology annotation, molecular function: protein-folding chaperone binding; adenyl-nucleotide exchange factor activity. The record is from RefSeq and is a predicted model, not a curated record. Gene Ontology annotation, biological process: protein stabilization. Gene Ontology annotation, cellular component: cytosol; nucleus; membrane. Lineage: Eukaryota; Metazoa; Cnidaria; Anthozoa; Malacalcyonacea; Nephtheidae. The coding region runs from base 90 to 1100 and encodes 336 amino acids. The transcript has a single exon.